Messenger RNA from Sinocyclocheilus anshuiensis, 1987 nucleotides. RefSeq names its product LIM/homeobox protein LMX-1.2-like. Gene Ontology annotation, molecular function: DNA-binding transcription factor activity, RNA polymerase II-specific; RNA polymerase II transcription regulatory region sequence-specific DNA binding. Bases 1 to 924 code for a protein of 307 amino acids. The record is from RefSeq and is a predicted model, not a curated record. The transcript is spliced from 7 exons. Gene Ontology annotation, biological process: regulation of transcription by RNA polymerase II; neuron differentiation. Lineage: Eukaryota; Metazoa; Chordata; Actinopteri; Cypriniformes; Cyprinidae. Gene Ontology annotation, cellular component: nucleus.
AUGACAGAAUUCAGUUGUUUGUUUGACAUGUGCAUUGCCAUGAAACGUUUAGGGUUAUUUGCGACCAAAUGCAGCGGGUGCCUGGAGAAAAUUGCCCCCACGGAGUUUGUGAUGCGGGCGCUCAAGUGCGUGUACCACCUCAACUGUUUCUGCUGCUGUGUGUGCGACCGACAGCUUAGGAAAGGGGAUGAAUUUGUACUGAAGGACGGACAGCUGCUGUGCAAGAAUGACUAUGAAAGGGAGAAAGACCUGCUCGGCUCUGUCAGCCCCGAUGACUCGGAUUCAGAGAAAAGUGAAGAUGAGGAGUUGGAUAUCAAGAAGGAGAAGGGCUCAGGAGGCACUGGGAAGGGAGAUGAUGGGAAAGACCCAAGAAGACCCAAGCGACCACGUACUAUCCUUACCACACAACAGAGACGUGCGUUCAAAGCAUCCUUCGAGGUUUCUUCCAAACCCUGCCGGAAGGUAAGAGAGACGCUGGCUGCAGAGACGGGCUUGAGUGUUCGCGUCGUUCAAGUGUGGUUCCAGAACCAAAGAGCUAAGAUAAAAAAGUUGGCGCGGAGACAGCAGCAGCAACAGGAGCAGCAGAAUUCCCAAAGGCUGGGCCAAGAGGUGAUGUCCAAUCGGAUGGAGGGAAUGAUGAACUCCUACACACCAUUGGCUCCAGCCCAGCAACAGAUGGUUGCUAUGGAGAAUGGUUACAGCACCGAUCCCUUCCAGCAGGGCCUCACCCCUCCUCAAAUGCCCGGUGACCACAUGAACCCAUAUGGAAAUGACUCGAUAUUCCACGACAUUGACAGUGACACUUCAUUGACCAGCCUUAGUGACUGCUUCAUGGCCUCGUCUGAGGCGGGCUCAAUGCAGGCGAGAGUCGGGAAUCCCAUCGACCGACUCUAUUCCAUGCAGAGCUCCUACUUUGCUUCAUGAAAACCUAAACAGACAGGGAAAGGCAAAAGUGGGUCACUUCGCUGCAGCUCACAAGUCAGACGCCGCCUAUCAAGGAAAUACAACAGAAUCGUCAACAAAGACGAAACAUCUUAGAUAGACAAACAGGCAAAAACAGAAAAGACAAGUGAACUUGAAGACUUGCAUUCUUAUUUCUCUGCAAUGAAGCACCAGCUCUGGAUGCCCAGGCGCCUGAGGCAGAGUUUUUUUCUAGUUGCUUGUAGAUUGUUUGUACAUGACUUUCUCAGAAGUAGCAUUUCAUCUUAUCCUCAAAAAGAGUAUUGAUGUACAGUCUGACGUCACUGAAGCAUCAAGCCUCGACUUAUGAUUUCCUGCCGGGAGAGGUGGAAGAUCAAGUCACAAAGCUCAUAAUGCAUGAAUCCAUAUCUUUGUGAUUGUUACAUUCAAAAAAUGAAAAACAUUUGGAAAAAAAAAUAAAAAUAAAAAAAUCUUGUGUUGUUCAGAUGUUAAAAAUGUGAUGUUUGGACUCAUAAUUUCCUCUUUUUCAUUAUGUUCAGCAUUGCAUUUUUAUCACUUUGAUAGGUUAGCCCUCUGAAAGACGAUGUAGAAAAGCAUAGAGGGGGAGAUAUGUAUAGUGUAUCUGCAUUUGUAUGUUAGUGCGUGCGUGUGUGUAUGUGUGUGUUCCGGUCUCCUUACCUGUGUGGUUGUAUGAGUGUGUGUCUGUGCGAUGGUAAGGUACUGUCAUUGAAAGUUCGAACCAUGUGUAUAUAUACUUUUCCCAAACAAAUCAGUUGUGCAUGUUAAAAAUGGAGAUCAUUCUAUUUAUUUAACUAAAACAUGCUUUUGAAGGUACUUAAGAAACUGAAAAGCUUUAUUUAAAAAGGAGAAAAUCAUGUUUAAGUAGCUGACGGAUUGAUUUCACACCACACUUGUAUGUCUUUUAAUUAGAAAAAUGUAUCUUUAUUCCAGCAAUGUACAUCUGCAAAAAUGUGCUAUUUAUUUGUUUCAGCCCUGACAUUGCCGAAAAAUGCAUUUCCAAAUGCGAAGAUUGCUAAUUUGCCAAAGUCUGUUGGUACAAUGAAUA